GCCCCGCCGCCCGCCAUGGCGACAGCGACCCCCAUGCCGCCGCGGACCGGCGGCCGCGCCAGCGCCCCCGCUACGCCACUGAGCCCCACGCGGCUGUCGCGGCUGCAGGAGAAGGAGGAGCUGCGCGAGCUCAAUGAUCGGCUGGCCGUGUACAUUGACAAGGUGCGCAGCCUGGAGACGGAGAACAGCGCGCUGCAGCUGCAGGUGACCGAGCGUGAGGAGGUGCGCGGCCGCGAGCUCACCGGCCUCAAGGCGCUCUACGAGACGGAGCUGGCUGACGCCCGACGCGCGCUCGACGACACGGCCCGCGAGCGCGCCAAGCUGCAAAUCGAACUGGGCAAGUUCAAGGCCGAACACGACCAGCUGCUCCUGAAUUAUGCUAAGAAAGAAUCUGAUCUUAACGGAGCCCAGAUCAAGCUUCGAGAAUAUGAAGCAGCACUGAAUUCUAAAGAUGCAGCUCUGGCUACUGCACUUGGUGACAAAAAAAGUUUAGAGGGAGAUUUGGAAGAUCUGAAGGAUCAGAUCGCCCAGUUGGAAGCCUCCUUAUCUGCUGCCAAAAAACAAUUAGCUGAUGAAACCUUACUUAAAGUGGAUUUGGAGAACCGCUGUCAGAGCCUUACUGAGGACUUGGAGUUUCGUAAAAACAUGUAUGAAGAGGAGAUUAAUGAGACCAGACGGAAGCAUGAAACUCGCUUGGUAGAGGUGGAUUCUGGGCGUCAGAUUGAGUACGAGUAUAAGCUGGCUCAGGCCCUUCAUGAGAUGAGAGAGCAGCAUGAUGCCCAAGUGAAGCUGUACAAGGAAGAGCUUGAGCAGACUUAUCACGCCAAACUUGAGAAUGCCAGGCUGUCCUCAGAGAUGAAUACUUCCUCUGUCAACAGUGCCAGGGAAGAACUGAUGGAAAGCCGUAUGAGAAUCGAGAGCCUCUCAUCUCAGCUUUCUAAUCUACAGAAGGAGUCUAGAGCAUGUUUGGAAAGGAUUCAAGAAUUAGAAGACUUGCUUGCUAAAGAGAGAGACAACUCUCGUCGCAUGCUGUCUGACAAAGAGAGAGAAAUGGCGGAAAUAAGAGAUCAGAUGCAGCAGCAGCUGAAUGAUUACGAACAACUCCUUGAUGUAAAAUUAGCUCUGGACAUGGAAAUCAGUGCUUACAGGAAACUCUUAGAAGGCGAAGAAGAGCGGUUGAAACUCUCUCCAAGCCCUUCUUCUCGUGUGACAGUAUCACGAGCCUCCUCAAGUCGCAGUGUUCGUACAACUAGAGGAAAGCGGAAGAGAGUCGACGUCGAAGAAUCUGAGGCAAGCAGUAGUGUUAGCAUCUCUCAUUCCGCCUCAGCCACUGGCAAUAUUUGCAUUGAAGAGAUAGAUGUUGAUGGGAAAUUUAUCCGCUUGAAGAACACUUCUGAACAGGAUCAACCAAUGGGAGGCUGGGAGAUGAUCAGAAAAAUAGGAGACACAUCAGUCACUUACAAAUAUACCUCAAGAUACGUGCUGAAGGCAGGCCAGACUGUUACAAUCUGGGCUGCAAAUGCUGGUGUCACAGCCAGUCCUCCCACCGACCUCAUCUGGAAAAACCAGAACUCUUGGGGCACUGGCGAAGAUGUGAAGGUUAUAUUGAAAAAUUCUCAGGGAGAGGAGGUUGCUCAAAGAAGUACAGUCUUUAAAACAACCAUACCUGAAGAGGAAGAAGAGGAGGAAGAAGCACCUGAAGCAGUUGUAGAGGAAGAACUUUUUCACCAGCAGGGAACCCCAAGAGCAUCCAACAGAAGCUGUGCAAUUAUGUAAACUUCUCAAGUCAACUGUCUUCCUCAAAAUAAAGUAUGGUAAUCCUUACCUACAUACAGUGCAGAGCCUUCUCGAAGCACAGAAUAUUUUUAUAUUUCUUUAUGUGAAUUUUUAAGCUGCGAAAUCUGAUGGCCUUAAUUUCCUUUUUUGACACUGAAAGUUUUGUAAAACAAAUCAUAUCCAUAUACUUUGUUGCAAGAUGUGAAUUAUUGACACUGAACUAACUGUGUACUGUUGUUUGGAAAGGGUCCCUCCAAUUUUUUUUGACAUUUUUUGUAUGUGUGUGUGUGUGUGUUUUUUAAGUUCUUAUGCAGGAUGGGGGCGGGGGGGGCAGGGAGGGUGGGAAUAAACCACUGUGUGUCUGGGUUAAUUUGAAGAUUGCUCCAUCUAGAUAAGCAAUCUGCUCUUGAUUAUUCUCUGCUAUAUAACGGUGCUGUGAGGGAGGGGAAAGCAGUUUUCAAUAUAUUGAAUUUUGUACUGAAUUUUUUUGUAAUAAGCAAUCAAGGUUACAAAAUUUUUUUUAAAUAGAAAAGAGAAAUUUUGUAAGAAGGCAAUAUUAACCUAAUCAUCAUGUAAGCAACUCUGGAUGAAGGAUUCCACAAAACUUUGUUUUAUGGUUACUUCUCUUAGAUUCUUAAUUCACAAGGGGAACAGGGAGGGUGGUGUGGGCGGAGGGAAGGGCUUCUCUAUUAAAACGCAUUAGUUGUGUUUUUUAAGAUAGUUUAACUUGCUUAUUUCUUAUGUGACAUUAACAAAUAAAAAGCUGUUUUAAUAUUAAUCUACUGUCUUUUUUAAUCCUUUUUAAAAAGAACAGGGGCUUUGAGGGGAGAAAAAUAUUAUUUGGGUUUGGUUUUUAAUAAUUUGGCUUCCUGUUUGAACUGGGUUUUUCAUCAAGGCUUUGACUAUGAGCAAGAUAAAUGGACAAAAAAGCAGUUUUGGGAUCUCUUUUAUUCUUUUUAGUGCUAUAUUGUCAUUAAGAAUAAUGGUAAUAACAAUAAAAACAAUAAUAAUAGCUAAUAUUUAUUGAGCCAUGCAUUGUGCUCUGUACGUGAUAUUUUUUAGCUCAUUAGUAAUAAGGCUCUUCAAAACCUCUUUUAAGUUGGAAAGCAAAAUGGGAACAUAAGAGACAGUGGGAGAAGACAAUGAGGAAGACAUUCCUUUUAAAGGAGAAAAUGAAGACAGUAUUUCUAUAAUCUAGUCUUACUGUCUUUUAUAAUAGGGAGUGGGGAAAUGGAUUCAUUAAAAGCUAAACUCUUAGAGAGUUAACGGAAUAAAAUGAAAUACAGGUUUGGAGUAGCUUUAUUAUGUAUGGUGAUAAUUAGGUGUGGUUUGUCGGGGGUCUUGGGGAAUUUUUGUCUUGUGAUUGCAUUAGUUAAGUGAGUUCAUCUUGCAGAAAGUGGUUACCUGAACCAUACCUGGGAUGAACAGAUGAUAAUAUUUCAGAAGCUAGCCCAGAGUCAGUGUUUGCUUUUCUCUUAAAAUAUUCCUGCAGUAAGCAGCGCAAAGACUUCCAGCUUUCACUUGAAAAUAACUCACAAAGCCCCAGAAUUACCGUGUUCCACAGAUUUACUGCAUAGUCUGGUGCCGUUGCAGACACAAGAUAAAUACUGGGUUAGAAAUUCUGUCUGGUGAAGCAGAUAAAAUGAUAUCUUCUUGACGUGGAUUUAUCUUCAGAGUGAGAAUGCCACUGUAUGGCCAAACUUGGUUGCGAAACAUUUUGCCACAAGAUGGGGUUCUUGUCAUCAAAAUACAUUCUGGGUACUUUAUUGGUGGAUGAAUUGGGUAGUAAAAAUCAACACUUUUAAUUGGCAUUAAGAAAAAUUAACAGCUGCAAUAUAGCUGGUGAAAUUUAGAGUAAAAAUCUAGGGCUCACUUUACAUAAACAGUUUAAUGUCCCUGGAUGUGUGGCCAUAGAUAGAGUCUAAUGAAGCUGACAGAUUUUGGAAUAAGUUAAGGUUUUCUGAAAUUGAGCUGAACUCUUUACCACAGGACAGAGUGUCAGGGGCCACUGGGUAGCGUUUUCUGCUCGCUCUGAAAUCUAAUAGUUUUUUGUGUGCAUUAAUGUAUCUGCAUCAAUGGAAGACAUGGAUAUAACAUAAGUAUAUUUCUGAAUUAUUUAAAUAUUUUAUAACAAGUAUGAAUUCCCCUCAUGAGUUCAUUGUUUUAUCUUUGAUAAUUAUGAUUCCAUCUCGAUGUUUAGAUAUGGAUGUAUUUUUAUUCCUCUUGUUCAGCUAUUAAUGUUCUUCAUUAAAAGGAUUCUGGAUGUUCUUUGUUGACUAGCUUACCCCUGUUCUCUGUUCUUCCCUUCUGGGAUUUCAGUUAGGCUUAUAUUGAAUCUAUCCUCUUUCAGAUUUUUUUUUAAUACUUCUCUUUAACUUCUUUGUGUUUAUCUCACUAAUUUUGUUCUCAGCUCUGUCUAAUCUGUAGUUUAUUCCAUUUCUAAUUUCAUGGACUGUACUUUUUAUUUCUGAAGUUGUCUUUGACUUCUCUUUUUAAAUUUAACUGUUCUUUUUUCAUACUUUUUAAAAUUUCAUCAUAGUGUCUAUUCUUUUAAAAUCAUUUUAGUCAUUUAUUUUAUAGUCUCUAUUUUCUUCAGUUCGUGUAGUGCUAAUUUUUAUAUAAGCUGCAUCUGUUAACUCUCCCUGACGGUGGUUUGCUUCCCCAUGGGGUUUUCAGGCAAGUGAACUUACCCUCAGCAAGGGUGGUUUGUUCUGUGACUGGGCUGUGUCCCACAGUUUUGCUGGUGCUGCUACAGAGUAAUUUGAGGCUUGUCUGUGCAAGGGCCCCAGUGAUGCCAGGGUUUGGAACCAAUCUUUUUUUCCUCCUCACCUUGUAGUAUAAAUCUGUUACAAGACUUGUGCACGGGUGUUUGUUUUUCAACAUGCUGCCCCAAAGCCCGAGCUGAAGUUUGUGCCUGGGCUGGCUGGCAGUGUUCUGGUGUAUGGGGAUUCGAGGAGCGCUUUGAGGGUCUGUGCCUUAUGUGGCAGUGUCGGUUCUACGUCCUCUUUCUUGCGUGGACUCAAAGCCAAUUUGCCUGUCCUCAGCUCCCAUCCCUAAGGCUGGUAUUUCAGACUUCAACUCCUUUAUGUUCCUUUACGGCACCUGGGCAUUUCCUGUUCUUUCUUUUAAGCUUGGCUCUAUAUUACAACAAAAAUUUAGUAAUAUUUUACCCACUGAAUAGUGGAAGGAGGAUUUGUCUGUGUCAGAUUAGUCCUCCGUUACACACACACACACACACACACACUUCUUUGUGUAUGCAUUUGUAUAUAUUUUUUGAGACAUAUUAUCCUAAAUCAAUCUCACCCCCUGUUCCUUUAUCAAAUCUUAAAUUACAAAGAAAUUUAUUUGAAUGUCCCCUUUUCCCCUGGCCAAAAAGCAUGUUAAAAACAAAAUAAGAAAAACUGAAAAAUAUCUUUAAAUAAUCCAUACUUUUGGAUCAUUGGCUUCUAAGCAAACUGCAGAUAAAUCUACUCUUUUUAGCCGUAUUGGGUGAGUGGCAGAAGGAAUAUGCAUUUUAGGAGGUACCACCAGAGGGGAGCGAACCCUAGUGUUAGGAGUUUGUUUAUUUAUAUGAUAUAUGCAUGACAAAACCCAGAAUUCUGAAAUUGGGACCGACUCCACUUCCCUGUCCCCAGCAAACAAAGACACUGAAGAAGGUAGUAUUUAGGAUUCUGUGUUUCUCCCAUUUGGCUGCCUUACUGAAGAGAUAUUCAGAGCCAAAUUGAUGGGGAGGA
Loxodonta africana (African savanna elephant) is the source of this 5510-nucleotide messenger RNA. RefSeq names its product lamin B1 (gene LMNB1). NCBI's taxonomy places the organism in Eukaryota, Metazoa, Chordata, Mammalia, Proboscidea, Elephantidae. Gene Ontology annotation, cellular component: nuclear envelope; nuclear lamina. The transcript is spliced from 11 exons. The record is from RefSeq and is a predicted model, not a curated record. Gene Ontology annotation, molecular function: structural constituent of cytoskeleton. Gene Ontology annotation, biological process: heterochromatin formation; nuclear migration; nuclear pore localization. Bases 16 to 1776 code for a protein of 586 amino acids.